GCCGUGGUUAAAAUCGGAGUCAUUAAUUACACGGGAAGGCGCUAUAAAGCCCAUUGCUGGCUUGACUUUCGUGCCCUGGGGACCGGAAUGGAUGGUGAUUUUAACUGUUUAAAGAUUUAGUUUAUCUGCUCUGCGAACCGACUUCACAACUAGCGGCAGCUUUCUUAAAUAGCACGGACUAAAUACAGGACGGUAGUUUUAGAAAUUGCCAUAAAUAUAAUUUUAAAAACACGUUUGGGCUUGUGAGGUGUAAUCAAUACUAUCUCUGGGAAGAGACCGCCUUCGGCUAUAUUAAAGGUUAGAGCUGUACCGCGCUCUGAGAUUUACUGAUGCAAGGCAGACUAAACACAGUUCAGAGAAACAAACCAUACCUCUAAUCACUUUAUAAAGUUUUAACAAUCGAGAAAAAUACUGGCGUAUCAAGAAAUCUUUGUGUCCUUAGAAGAGACGGUACACAACGUUGGGGGAGCCGCGGAAAAGCGGCUUGUUUUAAUGACAGAGUCGGGAGAGCAGCGGCUUCCAGUAAUUUACUGUAACGAAGCUGCCAGAUCUCCAAAGCGGGUUUCAGUGCCUCCGUUUGUUUUCUGUCAUGUCAGUGCAGCCGUGUGUCACUUGAUGUCAGUCUUAUGCCAAAAGGCUCCAGCUGUGCCUUUCACGGUUAUGCAACUGCCAUUACAGUACCUGGCUUUUAUUCUGCUUUAUAAGUUGCAGCUUGUCUGCUGAGGAAAAGCAUUUCACUUGACCUGAUCUGCUGAUGUAACCCGAACCGCCUUCAGUUACAAGAGGCUGUCUGGCUGGCCCACUGCAGUACAGCAAUUCCACACAGCGUAAUGACACACCCCUUUGCAAACAAUGAGGACAGGACUUCCCAAAAACACUACAUUUACAUGAGUGGACUGCUCACAAGGGUAUUUCAUAUUGGGGGGGCAGGGGUUGUCACCUAAAAAUACAUAAACCAAGAAACGUUACAUUACGUUACUGUUAAAUACGUUUAGUGAGCCCUUCUAGAAGUGAGUGUGGCUGUGUGGCUUUUUCCUGAAGCUUAUCCCACUGUACAGCAAACUGCCUAACUGUGCUGCUUAUUGCUUUGUACUAAAUGCAGUGUUCUUUAAUCCUGAAACUCAGCACUGCCCCCCGCCCUCAUGAGUAUCUCAGUAUGGACGAGCUGCCCAAAGCCUGGGACUGGAGGAACAUCGACGGCAAGAACGACGUCAGCACCACCCGGAACCAGCACAUCCCCCAGUACUGCGGAUCCUGCUGGGCCAACGGCAGCACCAGUGCCUUAGCAGACCGUAUCAACAUCAAACAGAAAGGCGCUUGGCCCUCUGCGUACAUCUCUGUGCAGAACGUCAUUGACUGUGGGCAGGCAGGCUCCUGUGAGGGGGGCGAUCACUCGGGGGUGUGGGAAUACGCACACAGCCAUGGGAUCCCAGACGAGACCUGCAACAACUGCCAGGCCAAAGACCAGGACUGCACCCCCUUCAACCAGUGUGGUACAUGCACUACCUUCGGAAAGUGCAACGUCAUCAAGAACUACACCCUCUGGAAGGUGGACGACUACGGAGCUGUGAGCGGCAGGGACAAGAUGAUGGCAGAGAUCUACGCCAGGGGCCCCAUCAGCUGUGGUAUUAUGGCGACUAAGAAGCUGGAUGCCUACACAGGAGGGCUUUACACAGAGUACAACCCUGAUCCCUUCAUCAACCACAUUAUGUCGGGCAAUUCCUGGGGCGAGCCGUGGGGUGAGAAAGGCUGGCUGAGAAUCGUCACCAGUGCUUACAAAGAUGGGAAAGGGAAUGAGUAUAACCUGGCUAUCGAGGAAGACUGCGCCUACGGGGAUCCUGUAGUGCCUGCCAAUUACAUUUAGAAACACUCGCUAAGAUUUUAGAAACGAUUAUGCAGGUACAUAAUUAAAACGUAUCUCUAAGGUGUGUGUGUUUUUUUUUUUUUUAUGAUUUCUAAGGACGGCCCUGCAAUGCAGUAAUGAAAGGGAACUCCACUCAGAAAGUAUUUCUCCUCAGCAGGGGUAACAUGCCCAUUGUCUUAUUGUUACAUUUCCAUGCAGUAGCUCUGCUGUCUUAGACACACUACGCAACUGCUUUCUUAGAAAUGAUACUAUUUGUAACACAUCUCACUGUUAAGAGAGAUUCGAAUUAGCACUGAAAUCCAAUUCUGUAAACCAACGUGCAUUUACAGCGUGUUGUUAGCUAUGGGUUACCUCCAGUCUCAUUUGAAUCAGAAAAAUGUACUGGAAGCCCCUGGAGUGACUGAUAGGUAAAGUGACAAUCACUAUGCUGCUUGUAUUAUAAAAUCAAAUAGACUUUAGGAACAGGACAUCCAGGUCUACUGACUGUAGUAACAACGAAGGAUGAAACUACAACAGGGACUUAGUGUAGCUCUCCCCCCUCGUGCACUAACUACAAAAUUAAAUUAGGCAAUACAUAUAUAUUUUGUAAAACAAAUAUCUGAAUUAGUUUGAUUGUAAGACAAUUGUAUCUGAAUAAAGUCUAGAAAUAUUAUUGCUGAGUCUUUCUUUAAAAAAUAAAGUGACCCUUUUUGUAACUAAGAAAGGA
Molecule: messenger RNA, 2570 nt
Organism: Polyodon spathula (Mississippi paddlefish)
Lineage: Eukaryota; Metazoa; Chordata; Actinopteri; Acipenseriformes; Polyodontidae
Product: cathepsin Z-like
Cellular component (GO): lysosome
Molecular function (GO): cysteine-type endopeptidase activity
Source: RefSeq, a predicted model, not a curated record